Messenger RNA from Portunus trituberculatus (swimming crab), 1205 nucleotides. RefSeq lists its product as uncharacterized. The transcript has 4 exons. Lineage: Eukaryota; Metazoa; Arthropoda; Malacostraca; Decapoda; Portunidae. The record is from RefSeq and is a predicted model, not a curated record. The coding region runs from base 130 to 642 and encodes 170 amino acids. Gene Ontology annotation, molecular function: peptidase activity.
CUUCACAACCGAGGCAAUAGUGGCGCCGAGGGGAGCAAUGAGAGCAGCGGCGGUCGCGGCUGUGGUGGUGGCGGUGGUGGUGGCGGUGGGUAAGGCAAGAGUCAACAGUGAGCCGGUGUGAGGUGAGGCAUGGCGGUUCGCAUGGUGGCGAUGGUGGCGGUGAUGGUGACGGCGGGGGCUGCUGGGGUGCUGGCGGGCAAGGGCGGGAGGUGUAUGGAGUCAACCUACAGGGCUGACGCUCCUUUGGCCACAGGAAGUACCGUGUGGCUGUAUGUGUUUAGGCUGCAACCAUGUAUGUACCACUCCGGCAUAGGCACACGAGGAGCUUACUGGGCUUACGCCGCUACGGGACAGUACACGAACCGCAACUACGCCCAGGACCGCUGCAAUGGUCCACUCGCCUACUGGUACAAGCUGGGCAGGACUAAUAGAACCAAGGAAGAAGUGCACACCAUCGUUAGCGACCUGGUUCGUUUCUGCUAUCCUGGCUACAGUAGCUGCUGGAGGUUUAUGAUGAGCCAUUACAGUGUCGGCUACUGGAACUGUAACUACUUCACUCACCAUCUAGCAGAGGCCCUUGACGUUCUCGACGGGUACCCUGACUGGCUGUGGCACUCCCCCUGGCCCGGGUUCAGCUGUUGAAUCCUGGGGGAGGGACGGGAGGAAGUGAAUAGGUAUGGAGGAGAGGAUGUAGCAUAGGGAGAGAUGAAGAAGGGGAAGACAUUUGAAGGAUAAAAAAGGGAAAGAAGGUGAAAUCGAAAAAGGAGGAAUGAACAGUAGAAGAGAAAUGUAAGGCUAGUAAAGGAAGGGGAGGAGGAAGGAAAAAUGGGAAAGAGGAAAAAAGAGACGUGAGAGGAAAAGCAAAACGGGAUGAUGGUAGGAUGCAAGAAUGAAACGGGAGAGUAAUAAAGGAUGGAAGGAUUUAUGAGAAGGUAUAAUGGAAUGAAGAACGAAUUGAGGUGUAAAGAAAGAGAAGGAGGGGAGGAGGAAACGAAUGAAAGAAGGAAAGGAUGGAAAAAGGAAGAGAGAUAAGGAAAAGUAACUGGAGAGAGAAAUAAUUGAAUAGGUCACACAGACAGACACACAUGAGACAAAGAGACAAGUCGACAGACAAAUAAACAAGGAAAGAAGAAAAAUAGUAUUAUCGUUGUAAAUAGUUUUAUUGUGUAUACCUUGGGAUAUAAAAAUAAACUGUCCACUUAAAA